Molecule: messenger RNA, 588 nt
Organism: Eubalaena glacialis (North Atlantic right whale)
Lineage: Eukaryota; Metazoa; Chordata; Mammalia; Artiodactyla; Balaenidae
Product: coiled-coil domain-containing protein 162-like
Exons: 5
Source: RefSeq, a predicted model, not a curated record
AUGUUCAAAACUCUGCCUGAAAAGGUAGCUUUUAGAGCCUUAAAGCUAACUCUACAGCUGAUAGCCCCUCUCCAUGACAUUGUGGCCUACCUCUUCAGUUUGGCUAAACUUGGAAAUUGUCCAGCAUGUUUUGAAUUUCCUCUAAGUCCUAACCCUCUGAGAGGCGACUGGGGAGGAACUAAGGGUAUUGGGUCUGAGCUUCAAGAGCUGCAGAAAAUGAUUGACAGCCUCCAGAGCCCCAAGGACCCCACUCUGGUGUCCCAGGUCCUCCUCCUUCGAAGGGAGGUUAUGUUUCUGCAGUUUGAUGCUGCAAUGAGGUACCUCAUCCGAAGAACAUUUUUGGCAGCUGGAAAUGCUCCUGCCUACCAGUCUGUCACAGAUGACAUGUAGCAUGGGUUGCCGCCACUGAGCAACUCUCUCAGGAAGAGCAUCUUUGCUUCCCAGCUCAGCCUGCCACAGCCGCUGGAUCCACAGAGCCUCCAGGCAUUUGUGCUGUUCCCUUGGAGAGCAUUUCUGGAAGAUGGAGGACCGUUUCCAGUUACAAGUAGCAGCCCAGAUACCCUAGAAUAUAAGAUGCAGGUAGGAUAG